AUGGAAGUUCAUGACAAGGAUUUUGAUACAUAUAUCGAAGAUGAAAAACAAUCCAGAAAUAUAUCUUAUCUAAAACAUGGAGUCAAAACAGAUACUGCUACAGAUCUUCCAACAUGUUUAUCCAAAAGGGGUGACCUCCCCCCUUUACAACGAAGUGAAAGGCGAAUGUCAACUCAUUCAGAGAAAAAGUCAGUUACGUUCUCAGUUUCUGGGGGUGAGAGAAGUAAUCAUAUCCUUAAUGCUUCAGAUUGUUUCACUUACAUGCGUAAAGGUAGUGAAAUGAUUAAACUUCAUACAAGUGGACGUCAGUAUAAACGAGUAUUCUAUCUAAAUGAACAAAUGAAUUGCAUAAAGUGGUCAUCAUCUUCAUCGAAUAAACGUCAAUCUAACUCACAAAUUGACAUUGAAGAGAUUCAUGAAGUUCAGCUAGGAUGCUCAUCAAGAACUACACAUUCUCUUGGACGUAGACGUCCACUUAGCUUAACACCGACACUGGCGCAUAAUUUUUUAUCGUCUACUGGAUCAGGAAGUCUCAUCCAGUCACCAUCACGUAAUUAUUCAAAUAAUUCAAAUUCAUUGACAAUUGGUUCAAUGUCACCACAACUGCAUAGUUCAUCAUCAUUGAAUACUACAGUGUUGAAUCUUAGUUCUAGUGCAUUUACAAUAUGUUAUGGACCAGAUUUUACCGUGUUGGAGAUUUUAGCUUCUGGUCCAGAAGAAGCAAAUAUAUGGGUCACUGGAUUAAAAUGUCUUAUGGCUGGUGCUCAAGAUCCUCAAGUGCUGGAAGACAGACAAAAACCACGUGAUAGAUGGCUACAACUCAUGUUUCAUGAAGCCGAUUCAACUAAUCAAGGACAUUUAAGUGAAUUUGAAGUAAUCCGUCUAAUCAGAUCAAUUAAUCCAAGUUUAUCUUCAACACAUCUAAGGCAUAAAUUAAAGGAAAUGGAAAGUAAACUCAGAGAUCAUAAAGGUCGAAUAACCAGAGAUGACUUUGUAAAUUUUUUUAAGAAAGUUGCAACUAGACAAGAAAUUUAUUACAUUCUUGUAAGGUAUUCCAGUGGAGCAGAACACUUAACUGCGGAAGAUCUGAAGAACUUUUUUGAAAGUGAACAAGGAAGAACUGGUUUAACUUUAGAAAAGUGUACAGCAUUAAUUAAUCGAUUUGAACCAUCCCAUGAAAAUCGUCAAUACAAUCUGAUGGGUAUAGAUGGAUUCACAUCAUUAUUAUUAUCCGAAGAAUGUGAUAUAUUCAAUCCAGCUCACCUACAAGUAUGCCAAGAUAUGUCUCAGCCAAUAACACACUAUUACAUUGCAUCCUCACAUAAAACGUUUCUGCUUGAAGAUCAGCUCACAGGUCCCUGCAGUAUUGAGGGUUAUCAGAGGGCACUCCUUUCAGGAUGUCGAUAUAUUGAGCUUGAAGUUUAUGAUGGCCAUGAUGGCCAUCCAGUUGUCAGACGAUUAAAUUCACGACCUCCUGGGAUUCCAAUACAAGCUGUAUUAAACACAAUUCAUGAUUUUGCAUUUACCCGUUCAGAGUAUCCAGUCAUUAUAUCGAUUGAAUGUUAUGCAUCACAGGCCCAACAGAGUGUACUGGCGACAUUUCUACGUUGUUGCCUUGGUCAUCGUUUGAUUCUACCGAAUUCAGAAUUCACUUUUAAUUUAAGUGAAUCUCAACUAGAAAUGGAAGAUCAAGUGGAAAAAGCAAGAUACACUACCAUCACCAAUAAUUUUACUAGUACUACUGGUGGUAAUAAACCCUAUCGUAAAAAUAGUCUAACAGUUGUUGAUUUAAAAAACGAAUCAACAGUUUAUGCAUCAGACGGUUCACAUGUAAGAUGGCCAUCACCACGUGAUCUUAUAGGAAGAAUUUUACUGAAGGGUAAAAGGCUACCGAAGGGCACAACAACGACGUCGAUAGUGGGCAACGAAUCAGAAAAAUGGAUGAAUGGUGGCUUACCUAACAUAAGACGUGCCUUUACUUCAUCAUACGCUACAUCAUGUCAACAGCAGACUACUAUUAUCAGAGAGUUAUCUGAUAUGUUUUUCUUCGAUACUACUAAUUAUGAGCACAUUCCGAAUAGUGAUUCACUUAGAACUAGUAUAUCACUUGGCUUCAAGCAUGCAUUAUCGUCUUCAUCAUUUAGAAGAGGAAGCGUGAAAAAUGACCAUUCGCACAGAAGUCCACACAGUACCUCAUCUGCAUCGUUAACAUCAUCACCAGUUGUUAUUGUUGGCGGUGCACAUUCAGAAACUAAUUCAUCAUUGACGACACUGAAAACUUUUCAAUAUCAAUCUAGAGCUAAACUAAAGUUAGGUGAUAAUUCGGAAUCAAAAGACAAGAACAACUCAAAAGAUAAGAAUAUCACUAGUGACUACAACAGAAGUAGCGGUAAUGCUACUUCUACUACUACUACUGCUACUAAACACUGUAACCAGGAUAAAUUACACUUGCACCCAUAUUACAUCAUUAUCAUGUCCGAGUCAGAAGCGUCAAGAGCAAUUGGUACUGGUGCCGGAGAAUUGGUUCAACUGACGCGUAAUUCUCUGAUCCAGAUAUGCCCAAGUCCAUCACGAGCUGAUAGCAGUAACCUGAAUCCAUUGGACAUAUGGGCAUGGGGUGGACAAAUUGUAUCGUUAAACUACCAGACAGCUGGUCUAGUUAUGGAUUUGGCAACAGGAUUUUUUGCCCGGAACGGAGCUUGUGGUUAUGUAUUGAAACCAAAGAGGCCACCUGAUACUACACCUCAGGUACUACGAUUAAAAAUUGUCAGUGCACAACAACUUCCAAAGCCAAGAGGAUCUGUUUCUAAAGGUGAUACAAUUGAACCGUAUGUUGUUGUAGAAAUUCAUGGAAUCCCAGUUGACUGUGCCGAACAACGUACUGUCACCGCUCCAGCUGGCAGUGCAUCUGGAUAUAAUGCGAUAUUUGAAGAUACAUUUGAAUUUUGUGUUCAACUGGGCAGUUUAGCAUUAGUACGUUUUGUUGUAUUAGAUGACCAUGCAAUUGGAGACGAUUUUAUUGGACAGAACACAGUACCAUUUGACUGUCUACUAACAGGUUUUCGUCAUGUUCGUUUACGAAGUGAUACUGGAGAGCCCAUUCCACUGGCUACCUUAUUUGUGCAUAUCACAAUAACAACUAGAACAGAUAGUUCACAAGGAGAAAAUCAUACUGGUCUAUUGCAUAAAUGGCGUUCACGUAAUCGUCAACAGUUACAAUUGAAAAAAGUUGGUGUCUCAACAUUUGAUGAUAUAUUCAAGGCCACAACAACAACAUUACGUCAGGCGUGUGAACUUAGAACAUCUGUCCUAACAAAUUUUGAUAACUUUCGACGUCUAUGCGGUGAAACAUCAACACCCCUAUCUAUGAACCAGUGUAUUCGUGCGCUGUCAACGCGUAUUGGUACAUCAUUUGGAUCACCUGAUCUAUGGCCUGUACGCAUGCGUAUACGCUUAGAAGAUGAAAUGCCACAUUUAGAACUACAAAGUUCAUUUAUGGGCUCUGGAUUAAGUGUUUAUCCAAGUUUAAAUACACUUGGAGAUUCAUCACAAGCACUACAACCAUCCUCAUCAUCAUCUUCAACACGUAAUUCAUCAUUGCGUUUUUCACCAGCUCCUGGAUUGCAUCGUUCUCCGUCAUUAAUUCUUUCACCUCGUCUAUUCUUAAACAGACGUUUAAAAAGUAGUUCAAAGUCUAUUGAUGAAGAUGCGUCAUCAGCUCUGUCAAUUGAUGUUAGCGGCUGUCACAGCAGUGUUAAUAGUCAUAGUCAUAGUACACAUGAUCAUUCACCAACAAUAUCAACAACAAAUAUGGCAAGGCGUCAAAGUAUUCAUUCAAGUAACAGCAGUAUUUCUUCAUUUUCUGUCGGCCGACUGGAUAAGAUGAAGAAAACUGUGAACGAAUUUGAAGCUCUCAUUGAAUCCUGUAAAACGUUGAUUAAACAAGGACCGUAUCUACGAGUUAAAUUACAACAAACACAAAGAACUGCCUUAGAAGCAUAUACAACAUUUCUAGAAGGUUUGAAAGCUCCAUCAUCUCAUGCAACUACCAUUUCAAGACUUACGUCGUCAUCUCGGAGUUCAAUUUCACGUGGUAGUGAGGCUCUUUUCAGCAGCGUAACACCAGAAAUCAGUAGACGUGUAAGUCAACAGUCUGUCUCAGAUAGUGUAGAUGCUCAGAAUAAGAUGACUAGUGGAACAAUAACUUCUGGUACUUCUAUAUAUUGGAGACGUAUGUCACGUGUAGCUGAUAAUGUAACCUGGAAUCUACGCCUUUUAACAGGACAAGUUGAACUAUUGACACUACUAUUGAAUGAGUCUAGUGAGUGGAUAAAACAAGCCAAAGAAUCAAGCACUGCUACUGGUCUAUUGAUUAAGACUGAUGUAUCCAGCUUGCCUGAUGCAAACUCUUCACCAACCUACGCAGAUAAAGAUCAAUUCAUUAGUGUGACAAGUAUAGAAAAUGCAUUGAUUCACAAGCCAACGUUACCGAUAAUCAGCUGUCAAACUCCUUCAAGAAGAUCAACAAUUUCAAAUGAAUCUUUCACCCUAGAUUCUGAUGAGGCAGGUCACAGUCUAAUAAGAAAUUUAUUAACACCUUUACCAGAAAGUCCUUGUUCAAAUCAGUUGUUUAACACAUACGAUGAAUCUGAUUUAAAAUUGCCGCCGACUAUACUAACAACCACAACAACGGGAAUGAUGAUAACGACAAAAACAACAAAAUCAAUUUCAAAAAUUUCUAGUCUGUAUAAUUUUUCCUCCUCUACAAAAAUUACACCCACUACAAAUGAAACUUUAUCUGUGGCACAUAACAGAACUUCAUCCAAUGCUUCUCCUAUUACUGCCAACAAUAAGGAUAAUAAUAGUAAUAAAGGCAUUAAUUCUACCGUUAUAAAUACUAACAGCACUAUUACCAGUAUCCCAACAACAAAACUGAUUACUACUCCUACAACUUCAGGAAAUCUAUCAAGAAUUCGAAAUCGUUUUAAUCAAGCAUGGAAGAAAUAA
Heterobilharzia americana is the source of this 5007-nucleotide messenger RNA. NCBI's taxonomy places the organism in Eukaryota, Metazoa, Platyhelminthes, Trematoda, Strigeidida, Schistosomatidae. The record is from the annotation of a GenBank genome assembly.